AUGUCAUCAUCACGGCCUCCUUCAGCUUCUAAAGCUACAAACAUUUCAACAGGAUCACGAACCACGUCCGCAUCAUCACGUUUGCGUGCUGCUCAAACUAAUCUUUCAUUCGAGGUCAAUGCUGAACAAAAAGCACAAGAUCGUCUUCAAGCACAGUCGGAUGAUGAACGGGAACAAUUCAUUAUUGAUGUCUUUCAUAAGACAUUUGGAGAUGCUAUUCGUAAUAAUUCAGAUGCUUUUCGAGGUCGUUUUCGCAAAAUGGCUGAAAAUCCAUUCAAUUUCUAUCGUGGCUCAGCAGUACUCUUCUAUCACGAUUUAAAAAUCGAUCAAGAUCCUUGGAUUGCUCGAAAUAAUUCAGCGGGCAAUAUAUUUAUUCAUGGCGACUUACACGCAGAAAAUUUUGGUACUUAUAUGAAUUCAGAUGGCAUAUUAAAUUUUGAUGUCAAUGAUUUUGAUGAAGGCUAUUUUGGUCCAUUUACAUGGGAUGUUAAACGACUUUUAGCAUCACUCAAUCUAGUAGCUUAUGCAAAAGGUUUUUCUAAAGAUAUUAUUAGUAAAAUAUUGACAACAUGUGCAGACGCAUAUGUAAAACAAGUUUAUAAAUUUUGUGAUUCGUCAAAAGAUCAAUUGGCAUUUACAUCAGAAAAUACGACAGGGAAAAUUCAACUAUUAUUGAACGAAGCACGUAUACAAUCUCAUGUCAAUAAUUUAGCAAAGAUGACAGUAAUCAAGGAUUAUGGGCGUAAAUUUAACCGUGAAGACUAUCAAGAUGUUAAUUCUCAAUUAUACAAAGAUAUAACUAAUGCUUUCAAUACAACAUAUCGUGAAUCCAUUCCAAAAUCCAAGGAAAAUAAAGGAAGUCCAAGUAGUAGAAGUAUUUCAUACAAAAUAAAAGACAUAGUUCAAUGUCCUUCAAGAGGUAUUGGCUCUGCUGGUGCAGCAUCUUAUAGUAUUCUCGUUGAAGGGCUGACAGAAGCAUUAGAAAAUGAUGUUGUUCUCUCCAUGAAACAAGCAAUACCAUCAGCUGUGAGCAGUGUUGUCAAAAAUCCUGAACUUGAAAAAAUUGGAUAUGGGAAGAAAUGUGACACUAUUAUUCCUCAAAUUUCUCAAAGUAACUAUUCAACACAUUUUAUUUUUAAUGUAGCCAAAAUUCAUUGUGUCGCUGAUUCGGAUUGUAUCAAUCUACUGAAAAAUGCUUAUGAUCCUCCAUCUUCUAUCAUUCCACACGAUACAGACGCGGCAAUACGUGAUGCUAUUGGUAAACAAGAUAAGGAAUUUAUUGAAGACAUGGUCAAUUUUGGCAUGACUUAUGGAGAACAAGUUCGUCGUGAUCAUCGCAUAUUUCAUAAAGCUCUCGUCGAAGAUCGCAUUCCUGGACUCAAGAAGGAAGAAUAUAGCGAUUAA
Rotaria sp. Silwood1 is the source of this 1404-nucleotide messenger RNA. The record is from the annotation of a GenBank genome assembly. Lineage: Eukaryota; Metazoa; Rotifera; Eurotatoria; Philodinida; Philodinidae.